Messenger RNA from Cryptotermes secundus, 2032 nucleotides. RefSeq lists its product as uncharacterized. The record is from RefSeq and is a predicted model, not a curated record. The coding region runs from base 149 to 1927 and encodes 592 amino acids. The transcript has a single exon. Lineage: Eukaryota; Metazoa; Arthropoda; Insecta; Blattodea; Kalotermitidae.
GCCGGACUCGCGCUGAAACGGAUAAGAUAAGCAGACAGCGUCAUGACUGUAGGUUACAUAAGAUACCAGGCAGCACCGAACAAGUCCUCAGUUGUGAUUCGGAGUUUCCAUUGGAAGGAAUCUAAUAUAGGGAGUGAGGCCUUCGUGAAUGAGUGAUGCGAUGCCGGUGUGUGCUAGUGAGAAAUUGCCGCCGCAGCACGGAGGAGAAAUGACUCCUGCUAAUGGAUAUGCCAGAAAUAUUGAAGGGGGUAGUGGCAGCAGUUCUCUGCACAGUACUUCUCCCCCGUCGCCUAACUCGCCAAUAUCAACCCCGCCUGACUCGGGUUCGCCAGCACCUGCUUCUCCCACUAUCCGGAAGAGAGGUCUGCAACACACCGUUUCAUCUGGCUACAUCUCCAUAUCGUCGGUGCGACAUCGUUUGAAUCACAUUGCAAGCAGCCCUACCUUCAGCAGACCAACUUCUCCGCUUGCUGCUCAGCAUCAAGAAAAGCCUCGACUGGCAGGAUUCAUCGGAUGGUACCCGACGUUAGUUCUGAGGUUCAUCCAAAACUUAAUCUCCACAAUAGCCUACCUCAUUUGGAGCCAAUUCAUUCUGUUAGGACCAACGCUAUGGAUUUCGGCUUGGCUGUGGAUCUUCUGGAAAUCCAUUCAGCUUCCUCUGACAAUCAUCAAAUGGCUGUUGACUCUUCUCCAUACUCCAGUGUCUGAACGCGGACGGAAGAAACGCACCGUUCUCAUCAGCGGAGGAAGCACAAUCCAAGCUCUGCACCUUGCACGAAAUUUCUAUACAGCAGGGGCUCGAGUUGUGGUCUUUGAAAUCGAAGGCCUGUUCGGGCUUGCAAGGUUCUCGACAGCAGUUCAGAAGUUCUACACAGUGCCUCGACCUGAACCACAUCAUCCUCAAAAGUAUGUGAAAGCAUUGUGUGACAUAGUUGAAAGCGAAAACGCGUCGUAUUUUAUUCCCGUAAGUGCGACAUCCACUGCUUACUACGAUGCCCUUGCUAAACCUCAUCUAGAACUUCUGGGGUGUUCCUGCUUCUGUCCAGGAGUAAAAGAAGUGUGGGUGCUGGAUGAUAUUUUGGAGGUUCUACAGCAUUGCCAGGGGGCUGGUAUUCCAACUCCAGUUCACUAUGCUGUUUCAUCGAAGGACGAAAUUACGAGGUUGUAUAACAGCGGUCUACUGCGGACUGGAAGACACGUGAUGGUCAGUGUCGGCCCUUGGGGAUGCAGGGACAAGCUAAAAGUUGUCAUACCGGCCCAUCGCCAAGAAUUCAAGGUAACUCAUGAGAUAAGCGAGCAGAGACCAUGGGUCAUAAUCCAGGAUGUGCCGGGCCAACAUUUUCUCACUUGCACCACAGUGAAAGAAUCUCAGGUCGUGGCAAAUGUCACGUGUCACGUGAAUAAAGACAGUGGAGGGCUGGUACCUGUAGAGAAUCAAGAGGUUUCCUACUGGUUGAAGAACUUCUUCAGCAAAGUCCGGGUUCUGCGACAGGUGACGGGACACGUGAGUUUCCGGUUUGUGGUUUCAGAUGCGGAUAAAACGUUGAUUCCAAUGAGCUGCCGUGUUGGAGUGUCCAUGCCUUAUAUCUGCUACACAAGUGUACACCCACGUAUCGUGUGGAAGCCGUGCAAGCAUUUCAGCCGUCAGAACUCGGGGCCUCUUGUGGCUGACUCGGGCAGAUACUGGAUGCACGAGGCCGUCAUGAACACCUUGAAGCAUCCAAGCGUGGAGGCUGUGGGACGCCUUAUAGGAACAGUGCUUGACAAGCGGGAGGCGCUCUUCGUGUUCUGGGAUCCACUCCCGUACUGUGCAUACUAUCACAUUCAGCUGCCCUUCAAAAACGUGCUGGCCUUUGUGCAGGAGCACUACGGGCGGAAUGGCCGGAAUGGCUUCCAGUAUAAAACUAUGACCGCCCCUGUACAUUGAAUAAUACAACGUAAAGUACUCAUUCCCAAAUUUUAUGUCUCAAGAAAUCCUUGGGGCACAGGUUAUUUAUUGACACUCUACGAAUAUAAUAGUUUUACGCCCUGU